This is a messenger RNA of Agrilus planipennis (emerald ash borer), 793 nucleotides long. RefSeq names its product trafficking protein particle complex subunit 4 (gene Trs23). Gene Ontology annotation, cellular component: TRAPP complex. The coding region runs from base 108 to 761 and encodes 217 amino acids. The transcript has 2 exons. Gene Ontology annotation, biological process: endoplasmic reticulum to Golgi vesicle-mediated transport. Lineage: Eukaryota; Metazoa; Arthropoda; Insecta; Coleoptera; Buprestidae. The record is from RefSeq and is a predicted model, not a curated record.
GGCCAUUUUGAAUAAGAACGUGUGAACGAAGCAUAUAGUCACAAUGACAUUAGUAUUAUUGUUUUGAAGUUGAGGUACUUGAGGAUUACUGUUCUCAUCCUGUAGAAAUGGUUAUUUAUGGAGUUUAUAUUGUAUCAAAGUCAGGUGGAUUGAUAUUUAAUUAUGACCACAACGUUCCUAAGAUUGAAACGGAAAAGACAUUUUCAUUUCCUUUAGAUGUUAAACUUCGUUACGAAAACAAAAAGAUAACAGUUGAGUUUGGUCAAAGAGAUGGAAUUAAAGUGGGUCAUGUACUUUAUGAGGUAAAUGGAAUACCAGUCACAGGAAGGCAAUUGGACGAUGGAAGAGAUGCCUUUGAAGUGAUUGAAAAUGAAAACAAUUAUCCAUUAAAUCUUAAGUUUGGAAGACCAAAAAUGACUACAAAUGAAAAAAUAUUUUUAGCUAGUAUGUUUUAUCCUCUCUUUGCAAUUGCUAGUCAAUUAAGUCCAGAACCAAAAUCAUCUGGGAUAGAAGUAUUAGAAGCUGAUACAUUUAAGUUACACUGUUUUCAAACAUUAACUGGUGUUAAAAUGAUGGUUGUUGCUGAACCUACUCAAGCAGGAAUGGAUAUACUAUUAAAGCGAAUUUAUGAACUUUAUGCGGAUUAUGCAUUGAAAAAUCCAUUUUAUUCAUUAGAAAUGCCAAUUAGAUGUGAAUUGUUUGAUAUUAAUGUUAAGAUUGUUUUAGAACAAAUAGAAAAGUCUGGAAUUUCUAAUAUGUAACUAUUUUGUAAAUACUUAUGUAGGUAUAUUUU